Stylonychia lemnae is the source of this 1914-nucleotide messenger RNA. Lineage: Eukaryota; Ciliophora; Spirotrichea; Sporadotrichida; Oxytrichidae. The record is from the annotation of a GenBank genome assembly.
AUGUUGAAGAAUCACUUGUGCAAGCUUAGAAUGAAGUCUCUGAAGUCAACAAGGACUCAUUUGAGGAUUACUAUUCUGCCAAGCAAUCAACAGUAUAACUAGGUAAAAUACAAAUAAAAAAUUACUUAGUAAUUAAAAGGAAAAUCAGUGACUGUGAACAAAUCACCUAACCCCAGUAAUAGAUUAAGCCAAGUGCAAAGCAUGAAAUAACUUUAAUCUGUUGAACAUGGCCUCAAACCUGCAUCAAAAUAUACAAGUAAAUAAAAUAGUCCAAAAUUGAGCAAAAACUAUAUCACAGGUAAGCAGCAAUAUAUUCUAUAUGUAAAAAACCCAAUAGCUGAUUCAAGAACUGGACGAACUAAGAAUGAUUCUCAGUUAGAAAUAGAUAGCUCUUUACUGAUCAAGCUUUAAAAUGAGAAUGCCAAGAUGAGAGAAAAGAUUAAGGAGCUAAGUGCUUAAGUAGAAUAAGCUUUGGAUAAGGCCUCUAAGAAUCUAGCUAAAAAGGGAAGGGCCAAGUCUCCCUAAGACAACUCCAUGGUGCGAGAUAAAGAACUGAUGAAUUAGGAAUAACAGAUAGCUCAACUUAAAAAGGAAUUGAAUAGUUAUAAAAUACGUUAUGAUGCAGAUGCUAAUAUAGAGAAUUAUCUAGCAAUGUAAAAUAAACUGGUAGAUAGUGAAAGAAAAAAUGCUGAGUUACUAAGAGAGAUUUAAGCGUUGAAAAAUGUCUAGCAUGAGUAGAGUAAAGCACUUGAGAGGCUAAGUCAAAAAGAUGUGGUUGCUUCUACCACUAAAAGUUUGACAGAUGAGGUUAGACUAGCAAAUGGUAGAAUAAGAGAAUUAGAGGAGAGAAAGUUGAAGGAUGAAUAGCUUAACAAAAAGCAGUUUGACCAUAUCAUAAAAUUAGAGGAAAAGAUCAAAGAGUUGAGAGAGCAAAUAUCUUCAAGCAAUAAAAACAAUCCAAUGGCGUAACUGAAGCAAUCUUAGAUUCCCCAAGAUAAGGAUCUUGAAAAGCUGGCUGAUGAGUUAUAGAGUAAGCUCAUGUAAGCUGAGAGAUAGAGGGAAAUAGCUGAGAAAGCAAGAGACUAGGAAGUUAAAAAAUCAAAGAAGAUGACUAAGCAGUUACAAGAUUAGAUUAAUCAGUUACAAACUUAAUUAGAGGCAUCUUAACGCCAAAUCAGAGAGAAGGAAUAAGAGGGCAGAUUAGCCAGCAGCAAACUAAGAGAAAUAUAAAAGAACAUCAAGCAUGGCUAGUUAACUCCAUUAGUUCGUAUGGGAUCACCUGUUGGACCAGAUAAUGAGACUAUAGAGGAUAAAGAUUUACAGAGAAAUAAGUUACAAUCUGAUAGAAAUGCAAAGUAAUAUACGGCCCUUAGCAAUAAAAAUAGUGAGACUAAUUUAGUAAAUGUCAAGCAAACUCAGCAAAGAAAUAAAUCCAUGAAUAGAAAUUCAACUGAAGUUAACUUAAAGCCUGUCGAUAAAAAAGGCUUGCCAUCUCAGAUUAAUACAGAUGAUGAGUCUUAAGCUAGAAAAGGAGGCAAGGGAUCUUAAAGCACUAAGAAUCUUAAGAUAUCAGUUAACAAUAAUUUGAAACAAGAUAUACAUAGCCAUCUUGUCGAUACUUAGGAUGACACGACUUUACCUUCAGAGACUUCUUCAAGAAGAUUGUAAUCUCACUAGCCCAAGAUUAAAGGCAACUAAAAUAUUAAAAAUGUACUUAGUAAUUCAAGAUCUGACAUUGAGGAUUAAAGUGAAAUGAGGUAAAGUGAUAGUACAAUCAACAAUAAGACACCAUCAAUUAUCAAUAGAAAGUAAAAUCUUAGAAGCAGCAAGGGUUCCAUUGAUAAAAGCAAGGAUAAAUUCUAAAGUAGACUAAGGGAGGAAGAUGAAGAUGAGUAAGACUCUGAUGAAAACUGA